AAAUCAAUGAACCCGCCUGAGCGACGGCCAGGACGCGGACCGGUCGACCGAAGCUCGGAUUAUUUACAGAGGGGUUUCAUUAACAAAAAAAAAAAAAAAAAAAACAGGACAGCUGACAACACGGACAUGUACACAGCAAGUAUGGACAAAAACGUGUUUUUGUCUCCUUUAGCUGACUAGAGAGGACGUUUUUUUGUGUGUGUGUUUUUUUUCUUUCCUCCAGCCAAUAAUCAACCCACAAGUGGAGUUUGAUGCAUUUUUUGCUAACUUCACGUUAAAAGUAACUCCUCGUUCAGACUGAGAAUGAUUUUUGCAAACACCGGAAACCCACUAAGGACUCCGUAUCGCAAACAGCCUUUCGUUGCCCAGUUGUCCCACCCGAUGGCUCCGCCCAGCCCAAGCACCAACAACAGCAGCAGCAGCAGCUCCGGAGGCUGGGAACCCCUCAGCAAAACAAACCUCUACAUCCGAGGCCUGACCCCCUCAACCACAGACCACGACCUAGUCAAGCUCUGUCAGCCGUACGGAAAAAUAGUAUCAACAAAAGCCAUCCUAGACAAAACUACAAACAAGUGCAAAGGAUAUGGCUUUGUGGACUUUGACUGCCCUGCUGCAGCCCAGAAGGCCGUGGCCGCCCUGAAGACCUCUGGCGUCCAGGCUCAGAUGGCCAAGCAACAGGAACAGGACCCGACAAACCUAUACAUCUCCAACUUGCCUUUGUCUAUUGACGAGCAGGAGCUGGAAAAUAUGUUGAAGCAUUUUGGCCAAGUAAUAUCCACGCGCAUUUUAAGGGACCCCAGCGGAGUCAGCAGAGGAGUGGGCUUUGCAAGGAUGGAGUCAACUGAAAAAUGUGAAGCAGUAAUUUCUCACUUUAAUGGGAAGUUCAUCAAAACGCCUGCAGGCGUUCCCGGGCCAUCUGAACCACUGCUGUGCAAGUUUGCUGACGGAGGACAGAAAAAGAGACAAAGUCAUCAUAAAUUUGGCCAGAAUGGUCGGGCCUGGGGAAGGGACAUGGACUCCAGAUUGGCUGGAAUGACGCUGACAUAUGACCCCAGCACAGCUGCUAUGCAAAAUGGAUUUUUUCCAGCUCCAUACAGUAUUUCUAGCAGGAUGAUAGCUCAAACGUCCAUGUCUCCUUACAUGUCUCCAGUUUCAACAUAUCAGGUGCAGAACCCUUCCUGGAUGUCCCAUCAACCCUAUAUCAUGCAGCACCCGGGUGCAGUGAUAUCGCCAUCUAUAGACCCGUCUGUGUCACUGCAGCCCACUUCAAUGAUGGCCCCUAUCACGCAGCAGAUGAGCCACUUGACUCUGGGUGGUUCAGGAACGUUCAUGGCCGCCAACACAGCUAUGCAAGGAGCAUACAUCCCGCAGUACGCACACAUGCCGACAGCAGCCGUCCCGGCUGAGGAAAAUGGCGUCCCGACUCAAGCCGACUCGUCUGGCACCCAUUCCCCUUAUUCCUACCAGCACACCAAGUAGUGGAUCGGUAACGUUUGGACAACAGCAAAAACAACCAUAUCUAUAAAUCCAGUGGACGCUAAAGAACUUUAACUGUUUUUCACAUGUUUAAUUAAAUCGCUGUUUUUUCUGGUCUGAUUUCAGAGCUUAUCUGAGAUCCUCAAAUGAUUCAUAUUCUAUUGAAAACAACAGAGUUUUAUUUUCAUACAAGAAAAUGUAUUUUUUUUUUCUACUGGGGUUUUCCCACAGGAUCCAAAAGAAUCAUGUGACUGCUUGUGCGAAGUCCAGGGUUGUAGAUAUCUGUAUGGUUUUUCUUUUUUUUUUUUUCUUUUUUUUUUUCACCAUUUUUCCCUGUUUUUCUGCCAGACAUUUGGAAAAUGUUUUGUGCUUGCUGCGUGAGUGUUGCUACGCUGAAGUGUUCAGUGUUGUUUUCUCUUUAAAAAGGACUUCUCAUUGAAUUUGCCGACAUAGCUUUGGCGCUGCUGCCAAGAGGGGAAAGGAGCAGUAAACGUGGAGAGAUCAACGGCACAAAAAACGUUUUAAUAAUGUCAAGAUAAAAGAAAUGUGCUCGUAGCACGUAGGCCCAGCGGGAAAGUAGAAAGAUGUCUGAACGAAUGCCUUGAAUCAACUGACUACAUGUAAUUAUUCUAUUGAACUUAAUAUUUAUUUUUUUAGCUGAAGGACUCACAGUUGUAGGGAUGUGGAAAUUCUCCUGAUAAAUCACAUUUUGCCACCUUUUUUUAAAAAAGAAAUCAUGGUAUUUUAGGGUAGCUUAAAUUAAACUUGGCAGGGGAAGGAAUUUGGACCGAAUUCAAUUGUUUUUGUUUUUUUUGUUUUCAGGUGAUAAUUGUUCAUUUGAUGGGGUAUGUAUGGUUUUAUUUUGUUUCUUUUGCUGAAAAAAAAAAACACGAGGAGGAAAACACGGGACAUGUGAUUGUGAAACAACGAAAGCCUUAUGAAAAACCACUAAACAUCAGUUGGCUGGGUAUUAAAUCUGAUUUGUAACGCCUCGCUCUUUAUUAGAAAACAAACUUGGCACUUUUAAGUUUAGUUUUCUUCAAUCGAAGACUGUACGAUUUGUCUCUUUAACCGAGGUUUGAAGGCCUCAACAAACUAGAUUACAGUUUGAACACAGUGCCUUUCUUUACACCUCGUUUUCUUCGACGUUAGAUCUUAGACCGUUCUGAGCGCACAAAAGCAUGAGCUAGUGUGCCACAUAACUUUGACUGCAGAAAUAAACAGAAAAAAAAUGUUUAACAGAAAAAGAAAAUGUGCUUUAAAAUCAAAUGCAGUGGAUUUAAGCGAGAUUUCUGCUUAAAGUUUCGUCCUCGAAGCCUGUGGUCUGAGCUGGUCACCAGCCGGACCAGUUAUCUACCUCAGAGUUUGCUUUCUCCUCUGUAUCCGGUCGGGUUAGCAGGUCCUGCCCGUCCUUCCAGACCAAACACCACACUCAGGAGCUGGAUGCAGACAGGUUUUUACUUUUUCCUCAGUUAUUUUUCUAUGAUGGUGCAUAGUUAGCAUCAAAUUAGCUGCAACAUAUUUUCAGAGCCCCCCCCCCCCUUAUUUAAAGAGUCCAGGGCUGGAUUUAGGGCAGCCUCCACAGUCAUUGCUGCAGAGGCUUCAAAAUGUGACGAAACACUUUUUUUUUUUUGUAAAACAGCCUAAUUUCUCUUAGCCAUCCGUCACAAUGAGAAAGACAAAUUCAAGUAAGGUAGAUUUCUGUUAACUUUCAUAAAUGUAGAAAUGAACAGUAGAAUUUAAAACAACUGAAACUAUGAAACACAAGGGUCAGGGCACUCUAAAAGCUCACUGGUCGGGAACUGCAGCAGAGUGACAUCUGGGUUCACCACGUCUCCAAAACAAGUUACUUAAAGGCUUUUGUAAGUUUCUCUAUGAUGACCGCCUAUAACUCUGUGGGGGCCUAGAAAUCCUUUUUAGACGCACAGAAACAACAAAACAUUUUGGUGGUUAAAAAAAAAUCAACUUUUAGUGGUUGCUUAAUAUAAAAGAUUAUUUUCCCCUGUAAUUUGCUGAGAUCUGAAAUAAGUGUCAAGGGCCAACUAUGGUUAUACUUGAGAUUUCUAUGUAAUGCAUGAGACUGACAAGUAAUUCCAGUCUCAGUGAGGUUUAUGCUGCUAGUGGUGUCUGAACCAAGUGCCAUAAUCUGGGUCAAGGGCUAAAGAGGUGCUUAAGUGGAAAAAAAAAGCUCAUAUUGGUGACCACCAUAUUGAACGUUCAUUAAGUUAUAUGAAAUGGUUCUAACUUAUGAAGAGUUUUGUACAGACAGAUUGGGAAAAUAUGAGAUUUUCAUAGAGCUGUAUAAAGGUUGCUUUUUUUAUUUGUGCCACUAUAACCAAAGGUAACAUAUAUGUACAGUUCCAUGAAUUUCUUUUCUGUUUUUUGUUUUAUGAAGUUUGUUUAUGGCUAAAAUUUCUUCCCCCACCCCCACUAGAUUGUUGCCCAUGGUUUAUUCUGUUAAUGUUUUUGACUUCUUUUUUGUAAUAAAACGAAUUUGCUUUUAA
Fundulus heteroclitus (mummichog) is the source of this 3980-nucleotide messenger RNA. It is a transcript of the gene rbms1b, whose product is annotated as RNA-binding motif, single-stranded-interacting protein 1. The transcript is spliced from 13 exons. Lineage: Eukaryota; Metazoa; Chordata; Actinopteri; Cyprinodontiformes; Fundulidae. Gene Ontology annotation, molecular function: mRNA 3'-UTR binding; poly(U) RNA binding; poly(A) binding. The record is from RefSeq and is a predicted model, not a curated record. Gene Ontology annotation, cellular component: cytosol; nucleus; ribonucleoprotein complex. Bases 304 to 1479 code for a protein of 391 amino acids.